CGAGCGUCAGGUCUUCCCAGUAUGAAAAUGCAAUGCAAGGGAUGAGUCAGGCUGCAGCCAUCUCCAGUGUGAAGUCUGUUCAGUCGGAAGGCAGUGGUCCAAAUGCAGCUUCUAAAGGAAGUGGUUGGAGACGACUCGUACCGGGUCAACAACAAAUACGACGACCACCACACUCCAUUUCCCGUCAAUGACAUAAUUUGGCGAUCUCAAGUUCUCAUUGGCCAGGAGGUGUCUUAUGACCUGUUGGGCAGUAACUGCGAGCACUUUGUCACCUUGUUGCGCCAAGGAAAGGGAGUGUCUGAGCAGGCCACACGGGUCAUUGGGGCCAUCACAUUGGUCACAGCUGCAGCAAGGGCCUUCUCUGUGCUUGGAGUGGUCAACACACGCUCCAGAAACCGACCCUUCUGAGGACCCUCAACAAUAGCAGUAUUGUCCUGUGCUACUGGUCGGUGAUUCAAACUUCCCCUCAGUCUUUUGUUUAAGAGGAUACCUCAUUUUUACCCAAUUUCAUAAAAAAUUAUGCAUUUAUCUAUUUUUAUCAUCCUUUGUAUUGAAGGCCAAGCAGACCAAAUACUGUAUAAGGUAGAGAUGUUACCUACAUUAAAAUUUAAAAUGUAUAUCUUGCUGGAGAUACACAUUUUGAGAUGUUGAAUGGAUUGGUUGGGUGAAAAUGAAAUGUAAAAUGUGACAAAGGAAUCAUUCAUAAAGAAAACUGAAACAUUA
Molecule: messenger RNA, 723 nt
Organism: Salvelinus sp. IW2-2015
Lineage: Eukaryota; Metazoa; Chordata; Actinopteri; Salmoniformes; Salmonidae
Product: phospholipase A and acyltransferase 1-like
Biological process (GO): N-acylphosphatidylethanolamine metabolic process
Cellular component (GO): cytoplasm
Molecular function (GO): A2-type glycerophospholipase activity; glycerophospholipid phospholipase A1 activity
Source: RefSeq, a predicted model, not a curated record